AUGAGCUUAGAAAAUGAAGACAAGCGAGCUCGCACCCGAUCCAAGGCCCUGCGAGGACCCCCAGAGACCACAGCUGCAGACCUCAGCUGCCCCACCCCAGGAUGCACUGGCUCAGGACACGUCCGGGGCAAGUACUCCAGGCACCGAAGUUUACAGAGCUGCCCCCUGGCCAAGAAGAGGAAGUUGGAGGGCGCUGAGGCUGAGCACCUGGUGUCCAAGAGGAAGUCGCACCCCCUGAAGCUGGCUCUGGACGAGGGCUAUGGUGUGGACAGCGACGGCAGUGAGGACACCGAGGUGAAGGACGCCUCUGUUUCGGAUGAAUCGGAAGGAACUCUGGAGGGGGCCGAGGCUGAGACAUCAGGACAGGAGGAGAUUCAUCGCCCCGAGCCAGCUGAAGGAAGGAGCCCCAUCAAGUCCCAUUUUGGAUCCAACCCCACUGGCUCCUCCAAGGGCAGCUAUAGCAGCUACCAGGGAAUCAUCGCCACUUCUCUCCUGAACUUGGGUCAGAUUGCUGAAGAGACCCUGGCGGCCAAGCCAGGCCCUGGCAUUGUGCACCUGCUUCAGGAGGCCACAGAGGGAGCUGCCAGCGAGGAGGGUGAAAAAGGCCUCUUCAUCCAGCCAGAGGAUGCCGAGGAGGUUGUAGAAGUCACCACCGAACGCUGCCAGGACCUGUGUCCCCAGUCCCUGGAGGAUGCAGCCAGUGAGGAGUCCAGCAAGCAGAAAGGCAUCCUGAGUCACGAAGAGGAGGACGAGGAGGAGGAGGAGGAGGAGGAAGAGGAGGAGGAAGAGGAUGAAGAAGAGGAAGAGGACGAGGAAGAGGAGGAGGAAGAGGACGAGGAGGAGGAAGAGGAGGAGGAGGAGGAAGAGGCAGCUCCUGAUGUGAUCUUUCAGGAGGACACCUCUCACGCCUCUGCCCAGAAGGCCCCUGAGCUCCAGGGCCCAGAACCACCCAGUCCCAAGCCUGAGUACUCUGUUAUUGUGGAGGUCCGCUCGGAUGAUGACAAGGACGAGGACACCCACUCCCAGAAGUCAACAGUCACUGACGAGUCAGAGAUGCAUGACAUGAUGACCCGGGGAAACCUGGGCCUCCUGGAGCAGGCCAUUGCCCUGAAGGCUGAACAGGUGCGCACGGUCUGUGAGCCGGGCUGCCCGCCUGCUGAGCGGAGCCCGCUGGGCCUGGGAGAGCCAGGGAAGGCAGCAAAGGCCCUGGACGCUGUUCGGAAGAGCUACUACAGUAAAGAUCCUUCAAGAGCUGAGAAGCGUGAGAUCAAGUGUCCAACACCAGGCUGUGACGGCACUGGCCACGUGACCGGGUUGUACCCGCACCACCGCAGCCUUUCUGGCUGUCCCCACAAGGACAGGAUCCCCCCGGAGAUCUUAGCCAUGCAUGAGAAUGUGCUGAAGUGCCCCACUCCCGGCUGCACAGGCCAGGGCCAUGUGAACAGCAACCGCAACACGCACAGAAGUUUGUCUGGGUGUCCCAUUGCUGCCGCCGAAAAAUUAGCCAAAUCCCAUGAGAAGCAGCAGCCGCAGACAGGAGAUCCUUCCAAGAGUAGCUCCAGUUCCGAUCGGAUCCUCAGGCCUAUGUGCUUCGUGAAGCAGCUCGAGGUCCCUCCAUAUGGGAGCUACCGGCCCAACGUGGCCCCUACCACGCCCAGGGCCAACUUGGCCAAGGAGCUGGAGAAGUUCUCCAAGGUCACCUUUGACUACGCAAGUUUCGAUGCUCAGGUUUUUGGCAAACGCAUGCUUGCCCCAAAGAUUCAGACCAGCGAAACCUCACCUAAAGCCUUUCAAUGCUUUGACUACUCACACGAUGCCGAGGCUGCACACAUGGCUGCCACUGCCAUCCUGAACCUCUCCACACGCUGCUGGGAGAUGCCUGAGAACCUCAGCACGAAGCCACAGGACCUCCCCAGCAAGUCUGUGGAUAUUGAGGUAGAUGAAAAUGGAACCCUGGACUUGAGCAUGCACAAACACCGCAGGCGAGAACAGGCUUUCCCCAGCAGCAGCAGCUGCAGCAGCAGCCCCGGCGUGAAGUCUCCCGACACCUCCCAGCGCCAGAGCAGCACCAGCGCCCCCAGCAGCUCCAUGACCUCUCCCCAGUCCAGCCAGGCCUCCCGCCAGGAUGAGUGGGACCGGCCUCUGGACUACACCAAGCCCAGCCGCCUGAGAGAGGAGGAACCUGAGGAGUCAGAGCCAGCAGCCCAUUCUUUUGCUUCUUCUGAAGCAGAUGACCAGGAAGUGUCGGAAGAGAAUUUUGAGGAGCGGAAGUAUCCGGGGGAAGUCACCCUGACCAACUUUAAGCUGAAGUUUCUCUCCAAGGACAUAAAGAAGGAACUGCUCACCUGUCCCACCCCUGGCUGUGACGGCAGCGGCCACAUCACUGGGAACUAUGCCUCCCACCGCAGCCUCUCUGGUUGCCCUCUUGCUGACAAGAGCCUCAGAAACCUCAUGGCUGCCCACUCUGCUGACCUCAAGUGCCCCACGCCUGGCUGUGACGGCUCUGGCCAUAUCACAGGGAACUACGCUUCACACCGGAGCUUGUCCGGCUGCCCUCGUGCAAAGAAAAGUGGAGUCAAGGUGGCACCCACCAAGGACGACAAGGAGGACCCCGAGCUGAUGAAGUGCCCAGUUCCAGGCUGUGUGGGGCUUGGUCACAUCAGCGGAAAAUACGCCUCUCACAGGAGCGCGUCCGGCUGCCCACUGGCCGCCCGCAGGCAGAAGGAAGGUUCCCUCAAUGGCUCGUCAUUCUCCUGGAAGUCCCUGAAGAAUGAAGGACCGACCUGCCCCACCCCGGGCUGUGACGGCUCUGGCCACGCCAAUGGGAGUUUCCUCACCCACCGGAGUUUGUCAGGAUGUCCCAGAGCAACAUUUGCUGGAAAGAAGGGAAAACUCUCAGGGGAUGAGGUCCUCAGUCCAAAAUUCAAGACUAGCGAUGUGUUGGAGAAUGAUGAGGAGAUCAAGCAGCUGAACCAGGAGAUCCGAGACCUGAACGAGUCCAACUCGGAGAUGGAGGCCGCCAUGGUACAGCUGCAGUCCCAGAUCUCCUCCAUGGAGAAGAACCUGAAGAACAUCGAGGAGGAGAACAAGCUCAUUGAGGAGCAGAAUGAAGCCCUGUUUCUGGAGCUGUCUGGCUUGAGCCAGGCCCUCAUCCAAAGUCUCGCCAAUAUCCGCCUUCCACACAUGGAGCCAAUAUGCGAACAGAAUUUCGAUGCCUAUGUGAGCACCCUCACCGACAUGUACUCCAACCAGGAGUGCUACCAGAACCCGGAGAACAAGGACCUCCUGGAGAGCAUCAAGCAGGCUGUGAGGGGCAUCCAGGUCUAGGCCGUGUGGCACCCAGGAGUGUCCCAGCCCACCACACCGUUUACCUCCCCCGCCCUGCCCCACACCGUGGGGAUGCCCAACUCACAGUGACUUCCCGUUCGCGGCCCGGUGUGGCCUCGGGUGGGUUUAUCCAAAGGGAUGGCUGGAAAUCGGCCUCUCCCACGAUGCUCCCUCCAGGCUUGGGGCCGUGGCGGCCCCAUCC
Messenger RNA from Rhinopithecus roxellana (golden snub-nosed monkey), 3529 nucleotides. It is a transcript of the gene MYT1, whose product is annotated as myelin transcription factor 1. Lineage: Eukaryota; Metazoa; Chordata; Mammalia; Primates; Cercopithecidae. Gene Ontology annotation, molecular function: DNA-binding transcription factor activity, RNA polymerase II-specific; RNA polymerase II cis-regulatory region sequence-specific DNA binding; zinc ion binding. The record is from RefSeq and is a predicted model, not a curated record. Gene Ontology annotation, cellular component: nucleus. Gene Ontology annotation, biological process: regulation of transcription by RNA polymerase II.